AGGAAAGGCGGCGGAGGAGGAGAUGCCGCCAGCCUUCUCCGACGCCGGGGAAACCAGCGCGGGCGUGGUCCCGGAGUCGGUGGAAGGCCUCGACGACGACGACGACGACGACGACAGGCUCUCGAGAGACAAGGCGAGGUGGGCCCUGAGCGAGGAAGUCGCGGAGAGCGACGAGUCCUUGGACUCCUGCGACAGGGACGAGGACGCUACGAGCAGGAAGAGGAGGCCGAGGAGGCCUCCGACGAGUUGCUGAAGCUGCAGGAGCAGCAGCUGCGCGGCGAGCUCAUGGAGCAGUAUCACGGGCUGCUGUCAGAGCGCAACCGGAUCCACCAGUACAACAUCCACCUGCAGCACAAGAUCUCCCAGGCCCUGCGCAAGAAAAAGAGCGCCGAGCCCGGCGUGGAGGUGACGGAGACCGCCCCCGUGGAGCAGGACACCCCCGAGAAGGAGCAGGCCUACCAGCGCUACCUGAGCUCGCUGGAGGAGCUCAAGAAGCAGCACAGCGAGGACGUGGACUGGUACCAGCACGAGCUCGAGCAGCUGCGGCAGCACUGCCUGGAGAAGGUGGCCCAGGUGGAGAAGGAGUGGAAGGCCUUCCAGACCCUCAAGAGGCAGGUGAUGCUGCAGGCCAUGGGCAGCUGCCUGGCGGGCGGGAAGCCGGCCGCCCUGCGCGAGGUGGAGCAGAUCCAGGCCAACGAGGACCGCAAGGAGAAGGAGAUGAGUGCCGCGCGCCUGGAGAACGUGCAGCUGAAGCAGUCCUUGCUGCUUCUGGAGGCCAGGAUGAAGGCGCAGGAGCGGAUGACGGAGGGGCUGCACCUCAUCGACUUCGAGCAGCUCAAGAUAGAGAAUCAGACCUUCAACGAGAAGGUGGAGGAACGCAACGAGGAGCUCUUGAAACUGCACUACAAAGUCACCAGCAACGUCCAGAUAAUCAGCCACGUGAAGGAGAAAUUACAGUUUGUGGAACUGGGGAACUUGCGCCUCAAGUCGGAGCUUAUGGAUGUUGAUGCUCAGGUGGCCCAGAAGAGGGACAUCUUGACCAAGACUAAGAAGGCCAGAGACAGCCUGCGAGUAGAUAAUGUCAAGUUACAUCAGAAGUGUGGACUGCUGGGCAAAGAGGUGCUCCUUCGGGACCUGGAGCAAAAAGUGGACCAGACUGAGUUGCUCAGCCAGCGGCUAGAAACACUUAAGCGUCAGCAUGCUGGGCUGACACUCACUUGCAAAGGACUGAAACAGAAAAUAAAGGAAUCCAAAGCAUUCCUGCCAUCCUGAACAUCAGAAACAACUGAUAUAGAUCUUCAGCAAAACCUUUUCAGUUUUCAUAAGGAACUUAACCUUUAGUGGACUUAUUUUUCAAUAGGUGCCAUUCUUUAACAGGCCUGUGGUAGUUAGGACAAAAAAAAAACACCUAUAUUUAUUGAAAUAUGUAGCUUAAAAUAGAUUAGUGCCAGACACUAAGCGGAGACAACUUAUUUUAAAUGGGUUGAACAUCUUAUCAAUUUAAAACAGGGUCAAAGAAGCCAAGUACUGUGGUUGACUAAAAAUUAUCUCUUGACUGAAGAGUAGAAAUAAAGGACAAGCUAGUUCUGAACAUUUCACCAUUGCAAAUCAUCAGCCACUACAGAAUUUUCAUUUCACUUUGAUGAAAGUACACAGAGAGGACCAGAAACCUCACCUGUGAAAAGAGGCAAGGGGGGGGGGAGGUAGAAGAAUAGAGAAAACUAACUUUACUCCCAUGCAUAAAGUGAAUUAUUAAAUUUUUUCUAAAAUUUUUGAGUCACUCAACUAAGCCCAUUAAGUAAAUAUAAAAUGCCUCUUAAAUUAUUCAUAAAUAUUUUAGAUCUACCAGUCACUUAACUAGUCUAUAAGAUGUAAUUUACAGACAAAAAAAAUUAGCAGAAAAAUGUGUUUCUUUUCCUCAGAUGUACGUUUUCUUCUUGGCCAGGACUACUUCUCUAAACGAUACUGGCAUUAGUCUAAGCCUUAAAUUAGGGCUCCUUUUCUCUUGCAUUCUCUAAAAAAAAAAACUACUGGUCUGUCAAGCAAUUUGAUCAAGGAGGUUAUUUACAAUGGAAAAGAUGGACAAGAAGAAGCAUAGUUUAAUGGAUAAAGUCAGUAUAUUCUGCUUUAAGUAACCUUCUGCACAUUGUCCAGAAAUGUAUAAAGGGGGAAAAAAAUACCUUUUUUUAAAGUAAAGGUUCUCAAAUCUUGACAGCAGGAGCCAAAAUAUUUCUUACUUAAAAAAAAAACCCAUUCUCUAUAUUACAUUACCAGAUGCAUGUUAUAAGCAAUCUAGAAUCAAUGAGAUUGAAUUUAGUUCUUAGACCUCUGGGGGAACUGGAGAUGUCAUGGGAUGGGUUCCCCACUCGUGACCAAGUCAUAUGGAUUAUAUCAAAAGAGAGGUUUGGAAAAUCCUAGUUUAGAGUUAGACUUUUUUGGUCUUGCAAUUUUUGAAUAUUCCUUUUCAUAAUAUCAGAAGCACCCUCUUGGUGGUAUAACUUAUGUUCUAUUUGGAGUUAAUAAAGAUGAAUUGAAACUUCUAACGACUUUCCUUCCAUGCCUUAAAAACAUUUUGUAAUCAUGCCGUUAAUGGAUCGUGCUCUUUUAUUAAUACAAAGUUCAAUAGUUCAUUUCACUGGUAGCUUACUUUGCAUUGCUUCCUACCCACAGUCCCACUUUCUUCUUUCCAGCUUCAUCUGGACCUGAAAAGUGAAAGCCUUUCACAGAAACCAUUCAUUUGCAAACAUUUUUCUUUGUGCCUCAAGGUAUCAAGAUACAUCCAAGCAAGUGAAUUGGCACACAGUGCUGAAUACUACAAAAUGAAACUUACAAUUAAUACUAUGAGUGACCUACUCUGCAGAAGCUGGUACAUGGUAAUAAGGCUGUCCAUUUAUGGAGAAAAUGCAAAAGUAUGAGGACAUGCAUUUUAAGUUGAUUUUUAAUUAACAGUUGUACUUAGCUAUCAGGAAGGACAAUGUAGUAGAUAGAGCAUUGGGCCAGGUCUAAGUUCAACCCUAACUCUACCAAGGUGUGAUUUUGGACAGUCAGUCACCUCAUCUCUUUGAGUUCCUCUGACUGACAUCUACAAAAUGGGGAUCAAACUCUUUGACCUCAGUCAGUUAACAAGUAUUAAUUGGACUCUUACUGUGUGCCAGGC
Molecule: messenger RNA, 3157 nt
Organism: Phascolarctos cinereus (koala)
Lineage: Eukaryota; Metazoa; Chordata; Mammalia; Diprotodontia; Phascolarctidae
Gene: CFAP184
Product: cilia and flagella associated protein 184
Biological process (GO): cilium assembly
Cellular component (GO): ciliary basal body; axoneme
Source: RefSeq, a predicted model, not a curated record